AACUGAAUCCCUCUGGCUUCAUUGUGGGGCUAUGGGUAUGCGUGUGUGGCUUCCUCUUCUCCCACAUCAGGGGGACAAGGCUUUCAUGGCCAAGCGCAUCAUGAUCCAAGCACCUGUCUCCAUUUAUCCCCUUGCUGUGCUGUAUGAGGCAGCAGUGGUCCUCGGUGUGGAGACGGAUACCAUCCUUUUCCCUCAGCAAACCACAUCCCAUGCUCCCAAGCUUCCAUUCUGCGUUCUGGAGAGAACGAGCGAGGUUUACCUGCAGCAUGUUCUCAGACAGCUGUUGAGGAGAAACCUUGGCCUUCCUGCUUGGGAGAUUGCUCGUACUUGCUCCAGUCUUCCUUAUUUCCCACAUGCACUGGAGCUGCUGCUUCACAAGGUGGUGGAGGAAGAGGCAACGAGCAAAGAGCCUCUGCCUGAUGCCUUGCUACCUUCUGUGGUGGACUUCAUUCGGGAAUUCCCCAUUUUCCUUCAGACAGUUGUUGGUUGCGCAAGGAAGUCAGAGCUUGCGCUAUGGCAUCACCUCUUUGCCUUUGCUGGGAACCCCAGGGACCUAUUUCAAGAGUGCAUUCAUAAAGGCCUUCUGGACACAGCAGCUAACUAUCUGGUCAUUCUUCAGAAUGUUGAGACACCUCAUGUGAGUCGAAGGCAUGCAACAGUUCUGUUAGAUGCAGCCCUGAACCAAAGCCGGUGGGACCUUGCCACCGAUCUCGUUCGAUAUCUCCGCGCCAUUGAUCCUAAUGACGUGGAAUCACCCCGAACGUCUGUGAGUUCAUUGCCGAUGUAUGGAUUAGGUGCAUCGUCCCCCCCAGUCAGCCCUAACAUGGAUGACCUUUCCUUGGUCCUUGGUUCAAUGCAAAUGACAGUGUCAUUGCCUCAUGCUGGAAUCUCCUGUUUGGACCAGGUCCCCCGAGGAAGGAGCCUGAGUGCCCCACGUGGGUCUAUUGUGAUGCCAGAUAUCCCAUCAAUGCACAAGGAGGUGACAAGGAUAAGCAGCAACGAGCCCGCCACGGCACGCAACGUCCCAGGACGGACUCCACCCAAAGGUGUCAAGGCCCCUGGAACAUAUCCAUCUGGUCCAAGAGAGUCAGAGUCCUUCAUUGAUGCCAUCUUGGAGGGUCAUGCUCGGAAGCUGAUGUCGGGGGGAUCCUUGCGUUCCCUGGGCUACUUUGCAGCCCAUCUCGAUCUUCACCUCGUGUCUUGGUUCAAGAAGGAACGGGACCGAGCAGCCAAGGUGGAGGACUUUGUGUGGAGUCUCAAGAAGCUCCACAAGGACUUUGAGUGGCCCUACCCCAUUUUGGUUCAUCCUGUCUCAUAUUAUCUUCAGAGGCUCUCCAGUGAGUCAACUCCCAGGAGCUCCUUGAGCAAUGCAGCCCCAGUGGAGUCAGGGUUGGAAGCAGGUUUCCGAGGUCUGGUCAUGGAUCUCGCUGAUCCUCCAAAUCCUCAAGCUGUGCCAGGGAAGAAAGUGGGGGAUAGUGGGUACAUCAGCUUCCCUCCACCAGAUGGCAAUGGUCCACACCUUGUUGAUGAUGUUGCUUCUGCUGUUGAGGCACCUCUCAAACCACUCAAUGUGAAGGAGAGUGAGAGCACAUUUAGCAUCAUGGAAAGUGAGGAGGAAUUGUCCUUGUGGGGGGAAGGAGAGGAUGGGGAGAAGUCACGUUCAUUAUCCUCUUCCUCUUGGGACUUCUCAGGUAUUCCAAGCCUCUCGACGUUGGAACAACUGUCACAAGAGAUGGCUAACAAGGGACCUCAUGAUGCUGAAGUCCAACUCAGGUAUUUGUUGCAAUUAUUACAAGAAGGUGGGUGCUUGGAAUGGAGUCUUUUGAUCUCGUUGGUGCUUCGGGAUGCCAUGGCCGUUCUACGGGUCCUCAAUGCUGCACGCUCCAGUCAGGUCUCUCCCGAUACCUUGGCUCGCCUCCAGGAGGGACUCCAGGACCUUGAACGUUGGACUGAUCAAGAAUGUCCGGGUUAUAAGCCCCUCAUGCUGGCCUUGCAGAGCCAAGUGAACCUCCUCCUCCGUCUCAAUCAUCAUCCCAAGACGCCUUCCAUCUCCGCAUCCUCGUCCAUGUCGGAUGCAACUCGUUGCCACCUGAACCCAUCCCACUCUGGCUCGAGUACGCCGAUGGUUCGUGAGUCGAGGUCGCGCAACGCCUCGACCUCUAGCACAAGAGAGAAGGAAAGCCCAGAACCAUCCGACGAAGGGGACCGGGACGAACCCGAUGACGUAGACGAGGAGGAGGACAAGGACGACGAAGAGCUGCGUCGAGAAGACAUUGAACGCAUGGCACGGAGUGAACCUGGCUGGUGUUCUAUUUCCUAGCCGUUUGUUACUGUGUUUGUUGCAUGCCUACAAAGACCAUACAUGGAGUUAUGGACUGUGGUUUUCCCUUUGAUGCCUUCUCAUGAGUGCAGCAGCAAAAACUAUCAUUUCAAUUGAACUAGAUGUCUUCCAGCCAGUUCCAGUCCAGAUUAUCCUUGAAUCAAUUUCUCUACUAUUCCAGAGUAUUCUAUUGAUGUAGUUUUAAAUUUCUCCCCUUCCUUUCUGUGAUGAUCUGGCUCUUGGAAUGGAACAAUGUUGCUCACUCUGUGCAAGGGAGACACAACAGAUUGCCAAAUCUCCACUACUUAUUUCUCAGUUCUGUGAUAUGUCAAAGGGAAGUAUGAACAAUCUCUCCUGUGUGCUUGCAUUGGCUUUUGCCUCUGCAUUUCAUUCCUUCUCUUUCUCUGUCUCUCUGUCAUAGAUCCCAGGAAAUGUUUACAGAUCAAGAAGAUUGCAUGCAGCCUAAAAUUUAUUUGUUGCUGAUAGACUUGCUGGGUAAUCUGGAGUGCAUUAAGGUAUUACUCUUCUGUCUUCUUUUUGUGUAAUCCAAAGUAUAAAAAUAUGAAUGCACAUGUGGCCAUUUGAAGGGGAUGAUUUAUUCAGUAUAAUUAUUAUGUUUUAUUAUAGGUCUAGAUUAUCUUCAUCGCAGCAUUGCAUUUGAGAGUUUUUUUGUUAUUUAUGAAUGGAGUUGGGACGAUAUGUUUUACGAAAUAAAAAAGUAUUUUCUGCCAA
Darwinula stevensoni is the source of this 3052-nucleotide messenger RNA. Lineage: Eukaryota; Metazoa; Arthropoda; Ostracoda; Podocopida; Darwinulidae. The record is from the annotation of a GenBank genome assembly.